AUGAGCUUGUUACAAAAGACUGCUAUUAUUACUGGAGCAACGCGUGGUAUUGGUUUUGGGAUUGCAAAUGCAAUGGCCAAACAGGGUGCUCAGACGAUUCUGAUCGGUCAAGAUCCUGAACGUGUCAAGGCAGUGGAAUCGUAUUUCCAAAAAAUAUAUGGCGACCAUCACCAAGGCGUUGUGUUGGAUGUUUCUGACAUCGAGGCACCUUCCUUUUUGUGUAUUCUAAAAAGGAGUUUUAUGAAUAUUAAAAUAUAUAAUAAAGGCAUUGCACGAGAUGGACUUUUGAUUCAGCUCAAAAGAGAAGAUCUAGAGGAUACGAUCAAUACCAAUUUAUUGGGUACUAUUCAUAUGUGUCGUCUUGUUGCAAAGUCAAUGAUACGCAAGCGACAAGGUGGCUGCAUUAUCAAUCUGUCAAGUGUGGUUGGCAUCGAUGGCAAUGUAGGACAGAGUUCCUAUAGUGCGUCCAAGGCUGGAAUUAUCGGAUUCACUCGUUCGCUUGCAAAGGAACUUGGACCUCUUCGCAUUCGAGUAAAUGCAAUUGCACCUGGAUUCAUUGAAACUGACAUGACAGCAGAUCUUUUAGCGGCUACAGAAAAGAAACAGGCUCUAUUGGAUUCUAUUCCUUUACGUAAAUUGGGUACUGUAGAGGAUGUUGCCGAGGCUGCAAUGUUUCUAGCCAAAUCAAACUAUGUUCAUGGACAGGCAAGUGCUUUUGCUUUGAUUUAUUUCUUUCGAAUGUCUUGGCUUUGCUUAGCAACUGAAUACAAAUAUAUCCAUACUUUAUAUAAUAUAUGUAUAUAA
Messenger RNA from Phycomyces blakesleeanus NRRL 1555(-), 804 nucleotides. RefSeq lists its product as hypothetical. The record is from RefSeq and is a predicted model, not a curated record. NCBI's taxonomy places the organism in Eukaryota, Fungi, Mucoromycota, Mucoromycetes, Mucorales, Phycomycetaceae. Gene Ontology annotation, molecular function: oxidoreductase activity, acting on the CH-OH group of donors, NAD or NADP as acceptor. Bases 1 to 804 code for a protein of 267 amino acids. The transcript has 5 exons.